AUGGAAGUUGAAUUGGCGAAAUGCGAGUGCUGUGGGCUGACGGAGGAGUGCACGGCGGGCUACAUCGAGCGGAUCCGCCGCCGAUUCGCCGGAAAAUGGAUCUGCGGUCUCUGCUCGGAGGCGGUUCAAGACGAGAUUCUCAAGUCCGGCCAACUUAUCACCACCGCCCAAGCCAUGGCCAACCACAUGAGCUUCCGCAGCAAAUUCGCCGCCGCCGGACCGCCGCCGGACCCGACGCCCCAUCUCAUAGCGGCGAUGACGCAGAUCCUCCGCCGCAGUCUGGACUCUCCGACAAUCCGCCGCCGCUCUCUCGCUCCAUCCCGCACCUCUUUCACUUCUCUCUCUGGUUGA
Molecule: messenger RNA, 351 nt
Organism: Momordica charantia (bitter melon)
Lineage: Eukaryota; Viridiplantae; Streptophyta; Magnoliopsida; Cucurbitales; Cucurbitaceae
Source: RefSeq, a predicted model, not a curated record